CGCGGGAGCAAAUUCGAACGGCGUCAGUCAGUGUCUGAAGUCGAUCGGAGUCCUUUCACGGUGGGAUAUUUCUUUUUCCUCGCCGCUCUCUCCUGACUGAGGCUCUUUACUCAGAUUAUGGCAGCUGUUACUCCAAGAAAAAGAAAACGCUGUUAUAAUAGUUUACAGCUGGUAAAUGAGACUCCAGAGAAAAGGUUGAGGAUAGAAAUUACUGCAGAAGCAUCUCCAACCAAAAAACCUUCUAGUUUCCAAGAUAAAAAAAACCAGAACUUGCUUGAACAGUCAACCAGCUUGGAGGAACUUAAUACUUCACCAUUGCAGACAGCAGAUGCACCAAAUAUAAAAUCAAAUGCAUUCCCACAGAGAACAUCUCCACUGUCUGGCACUACAUAUAAUUCCAUUGUGACAAUCAAUUCCUUUUACAGUAAAGUAAAUACAUUUCAGAGUAUUCUGGAAAGAAAACAAGCAAAGGAAUGUCAUAUAAAUCCCAGAAAUGAUUAUGCAAAUUUACCUAUUGCUAACAAGACAGAAGUGGUACGAGCCAAGAUUCAAUGUCUUAAAACUUCCAAACGCUCAGCUGUUUCCAAGCAGGCUAAGACCUUAUCAAGAAAUACCAAAAAAGCUAAAAUAGAAAUGGCUAUACCUAAGCCUAAGGGGAAAGAGAAUAAAAAUUAUGCUGUAGAAAAGAAAAUAGAAGGUCCUUCUAAAGUUCUAACCAUGAAGUUCAAACCUAUGUUAAAACUCCAGACAGGGGCAGCAUUUUUUGCCACUGGGAAGAGGGGGAACUAUGACUCUAAGAAGGUGUUUUCACCACGAAGAUCUCUCCAAUUUAUUAACAAUACCACAGAAAGCAAGAAGCAGGACAAUCUUCUCACAAAUACCAAAAUGCGCUUAUCUUCUGAAAGCAAAGCAGCUAAAACUGGCAGGAAAGAAAACCAAGCAGACGUAUCCCCAAAAGAAAAUCUUGAUAUUGAGGAUAAGAAGACAUGUAAUAAAAAUCACAUUAAGGGCCCUUUGGGUGAAGUGAAAUCAUUACCAAAUUCUAGGCUUCUUCAAAUUCCUCACUCUGGUUCUUUGGAAUCCCCAGCUCAGAAAGAAACUGAUGCUGUGAAAGAGGUUUUGGAAGAAAACUCAAAGAAACCAUCUGACAGUACAAACAAAUAUAAGGUUACCUCUUCCAACAAUGUCCAUUCUUUGCUCAGAGCAUUUUCCAGCAACAAAGAAAGCCUACAGAUUCUUCCAGAUAAACAACCUUCAUCACAUGUAGACUUGAGUCCAGUAAGGCAGAAGUCUCCCGCCAAACUAAAAAUCAACAAGAAGACAAAAGUACUGGCCAAAGGCUUGAAGGAUCAAAUGAUCAUUGACGCUGGUCAAAAACAUAUUGGUGCCACCAUCUGCAAAUCAUGCGGCAUGGUUUAUUCAGUUGCCAAUCCAGAGGAUGAAGCACAUCAUGUCCAGUAUCAUCAAAGAUUUAUUGAGGGAAUAAAAUACACAAGCUGGAAGAAUGAGCAUGUAGUUGCAGAAUUCUGGGAUGGGAAAAUUAUCUUGAUUCUACAGAAUGAUCCAAAAUAUGUCAUCAAAAAGGCUGAUGAUAUAUGCAAACUUGUAGAUAAUGAACUUGGUUUUAAACAUGUGGUACAGAUUGAUCCAUCACAGACUAAAACAUACUUGUUUGUAUCCAAUGAAAAAAAGAUAAUUGGCUGCUUAAUUGCUGAGCCAGUCAGACAGGCUUUCCGAGUGCUUUCAGAGCCCAUACCAGUGGAGUCCCCUACUAAAAAUAGCCUAGAGCAUCAGCGUGCCUGGUGUUGCUCAACAAAGCCAGAAAAUGUCUACUGCGGGAUUAGCCGAAUCUGGGUGUUCAGCCUGAUGCGGAGGAAGCGCAUUGCCAGCCGUUUGGUGGAUGUGAUGAGGCAAACUUUUUUAUUUGGCUGUUCCCUAAGCAUCAAUGAAAUCGCCUUUUCAGAUCCAACACCAGAUGGAAAGCUAUUUGCAGCAAAAUAUUGCAAAGUACCCAACUUCCUUGUUUAUAAUUUCAUUAGCUAAGACUAGAUUUGUACAACUGCAAAGUAGAGUUAAUGAGCCCGUCUCUUUCACCGGGGGCUAUUUUAUAAAAUGUGGUCAGUGCUGUUAUUGCAUUAUUUUCUGCUUUAAUGUGUUAAUGUAAAUUUGACUUAGUAGCAUACCAGGUGUGUAUUUGGUAUGUGAAUUGUUUUUAAAAAGUUAAUUCUUAAAGUUAAAUUCUGAAAUUGAUUGUAACAUUUAAAAGGGGUAAAAAUAAGAACUAUGACUCUAGAUCUUUAUUCAUACAACCUUCAGCAUAUUCUAGCAAAUAUACUCAUUUCUUGCAGACUGAUGACAGAUUUAGUUAAAAAAACCCUUAAUGCCGAGACUGAAUAAGCAGGAGUAGAAAAUGUGUGUUAAGCUACAUGUUCCUAAGCUAAUUUCUAGCACUUUUUAUCAAUGAUUAUGCCAACUAUGGCUGUUCAGCAACAUCUGAAAGGUUGUAAUUUUUAUGGAGGAAAUGUAGGAGGUAAUGUAAUGCUGCUAUGAACUAAUAUUUUAAAAUUAUUUUUGCACCUGUUCAUGGAAGCACACUGCUGAAACUAGCUUUGAAAGUGUUGGAGGAGACUGCAGGUUGGGUAGACUGUCUGACAACUGCAAUUCUUGCACUAAACAAUGUUGAACCAAGCCUGUUCAAAUAAAUAUUUUUCUGUAUUAAACAUUCUUUGGUAUGUAUCUGCAAUAGCAGGGGUGAAAUCCAGCAGGUUCUGACAGGUUCUGGAGAACCAGUAGUGGAAAUUUUGAGUAGUUCGGAGAACCGGCAAAUACCACCUCUUGCUGGUUCCAGAGUGGGGAGGGAAUGGGGAUUUUGCAGUAUCUUUCCCCCGCCACAUUUACCAAGCCACACCAUGCCCACAGAACCGGUAGUAAAAAAAUUUGGAUUUCACCACUGCAAUAGUGAAUGUCUUUUUACAAAAUUUAUACACCGUCCCAAUCAAUCGUCUCUGGUUAAGCAUAAAAAGUGGACCUGCUAGUUCCACUUUGGAAUCCUUUAUGAU
This is a messenger RNA of Ahaetulla prasina, 3059 nucleotides long. It is a transcript of the gene ESCO2, whose product is annotated as establishment of sister chromatid cohesion N-acetyltransferase 2. The transcript is spliced from 11 exons. Gene Ontology annotation, cellular component: chromatin; nucleus. Gene Ontology annotation, molecular function: protein-lysine-acetyltransferase activity. NCBI's taxonomy places the organism in Eukaryota, Metazoa, Chordata, Lepidosauria, Squamata, Colubridae. Gene Ontology annotation, biological process: mitotic sister chromatid cohesion. The coding region runs from base 118 to 2043 and encodes 641 amino acids. The record is from RefSeq and is a predicted model, not a curated record.